AUGAAGCUCCUCGGCGCAGUGUUUGUGGUGUUCCUGCUCUUCUCCGUGGCCACCCCAGGCUAUGGGCAACCAAAGAACAUCUGCAAAGGGUACUGCUCUAAGACAUGCACCCUCACGGACCAAUGGACUUUCCACGCAGCCUGUGGGAAGAGGUUCUGCUGCCAGCCCCUACGAAGGAAAGGGAAAUGA
Molecule: messenger RNA, 189 nt
Organism: Nothoprocta perdicaria
Lineage: Eukaryota; Metazoa; Chordata; Aves; Tinamiformes; Tinamidae
Product: small basic protein 1-like
Exons: 2
Coding region: 1-189 (62 amino acids)
Source: RefSeq, a predicted model, not a curated record